Bolinopsis microptera is the source of this 1092-nucleotide messenger RNA. RefSeq names its product zinc finger protein 300-like. The transcript has a single exon. Gene Ontology annotation, molecular function: RNA polymerase II cis-regulatory region sequence-specific DNA binding; DNA-binding transcription factor activity, RNA polymerase II-specific. The record is from RefSeq and is a predicted model, not a curated record. Gene Ontology annotation, biological process: regulation of transcription by RNA polymerase II. Gene Ontology annotation, cellular component: nucleus. Bases 1 to 1092 code for a protein of 363 amino acids. NCBI's taxonomy places the organism in Eukaryota, Metazoa, Ctenophora, Tentaculata, Lobata, Bolinopsidae.
AUGGAACAGCGAAAUGCACCAGAGUUUAAAGAUGAUAUGAAAAUGGAAGAAGAUUGUGUCCUACCAGAGUUGAUAAAGACAGAGAUCAAGAAAGAGGGCCUGGAAGAUUGCAACUUACCAGAAUUGAUAAAGACAGAGAUCAAGAAAGAGGGCCUGGAAGAUUGCAACUUACCAGAAUUGAUAAAGUCAGAGAUCAAGAAAGAGGAAGAUAAUCUUGUUAUUAAAACAGAAAGGUAUUCGAAUCCUACUUCUCAGAUGCAUUGUCCCAUCCAAGAAUCAGCAUUACCUUGUCAACAGUUGGUUCAUACUGAUGAAAAGACUUACAAGACUGAAUGUUCGUACAGUGCAAGCAAAACAACAGCUUUAGUUCUACAUCAACAGAUUCAUACUGGUGAAAAAACUUAUAAAUGCUCUGAAUGUUCCUACAGUGCAAGCCGAAAGAGAGCUUUAGUUUUACAUCGUCGGACUCAUACUGGCGAAAAAAUGUACAGCUGCUCUGAAUGUUCCUACAGUUCAAGCCAAAAAUCAGCUUUAGUUUCACAUCGACGGACUCAUACUGGUGAAAAGCCAUAUAAAUGCUCUGAAUGUUCCUACAGCGCAAGCGUAAAACCAAAUUUAGUUCGCCAUCAGCUGAUUCACACUGGUGAAAAACCUUACAAAUGCUCUGAAUGUUCCUACAGCUCAAGCCAAAAAUCAGCUUUAGUUUCACAUCGACGGACUCAUACUGGUGAAAAACCAUAUAGUUGCUCUGAAUGUUCCUACAGUUCAAGCCAAAAAUCAGUUUUAGUUUCACAUCGACGGACUCAUACUGGUGAAAAACCAUAUAAAUGCUCUGAAUGUUCCUACAGUGCAAGCAACAGAUCAAAUUUAGUUUGCCAUCGGCGGACUCAUACUGGCGAAAAGCCAUAUAAAUGCUCUGAAUGUUCCUACAGUGCAAGCCGAAAGAGAGCUUUAGUUUUACAUCGUCGGACUCAUACUGGCGAAAAAAUGUACAGCUGCUCUGAAUGUUCCUACAGUUCAAGCCAAAAAUCAGCUUUAGUUUCACAUCGACGGACUCAUACUGGUGAAAAACCAUAUAGUUGCUCUGAAUGA